Messenger RNA from Theobroma cacao (cacao), 1900 nucleotides. RefSeq names its product ammonium transporter 1 member 1-like. Gene Ontology annotation, biological process: ammonium transmembrane transport; ammonium homeostasis. Lineage: Eukaryota; Viridiplantae; Streptophyta; Magnoliopsida; Malvales; Malvaceae. Gene Ontology annotation, cellular component: plasma membrane. The record is from RefSeq and is a predicted model, not a curated record. Gene Ontology annotation, molecular function: ammonium channel activity.
CUCUUAUUUCUCGCUGCUAUAGCCCUCUCUAUGCUUAGUCCUUCUUAGUUCUUCUCUUUCCCUUCAUUUGCUCUCCGCCCUUUUAGGCAUGGCUACUUGUUCAGCGGACCUAGCUCCGCUCCUAGGCCCCAACGCCACCGCCGCAGCCGACUACAUAUGCAACAAGUUCAGUGACUCUUCCUUGGCUGUUGACAACACUUACCUCCUCUUCUCGGCCUACCUUGUUUUCUCCAUGCAGCUCGGCUUUGCCAUGCUUUGUGCUGGCUCAGUCCGUGCCAAAAACACCAUGAACAUCAUGCUCACAAACGUCCUUGACGCUGCCACUGGUGGCCUCUUUUACUACCUUUUCGGUUUCGCCUUUGCCUUUGGUUCCCCUUCUAAUGGCUUCAUUGGCCGCCACAACUUUGGCUUAAAAUCGAUUCCUUCCUCUUCCUCUUCCUUGGAUUAUAGCAACUUCCUUUAUCAGUGGGCUUUUGCUAUAGCAGCUGCUGGAAUCACCAGUGGCUCAAUAGCUGAAAGAACCCAAUUUGUUGCUUAUCUUAUAUAUUCAUCUUUCUUAACCGGUUUUGUUUACCCCGUUGUUUCUCAUUGGUUUUGGGCGACUGAUGGUUGGGCAAGUUCUUUCCGAAACGAUGACUUUCUCUUUGAUAGUGGAGUUAUUGACUUUGCCGGGUCCGGGGUUGUUCACAUAGUUGGUGGUGUGGCCGGAUUAUGGGGUGCACUUAUUGAAGGACCAAGAAUUGGCCGCUUCGACCAUUCGGGUAGAUCAGUAGCCUUGCGUGGUCAUAGUGCAACCCUUGUUGUUCUUGGAACUUUCAUGCUUUGGUUCGGUUGGUAUGGGUUCAAUCCUGGUUCAUUCAACAAAAUCUCCCCUUCUUACGCUUCUGGGAACUUUUACGGGCAGUGGAGUGCGGUGGGAAGAACGGCCGUGACAACCACGUUAGCUGGAUGCACGGCGGCGUUGACUACUCUUUUUGGGAAAAGGAUUUUGACUGGUCAUUGGAAUGUGACUGAUGUGUGCAAUGGUUUGCUUGGUGGCUUUGCUGCUAUUACUUCAGGGUGCUCAGUAGUUGAACCCUGGGCUGCUGUUAUAUGUGGGUUCGUGGCUGCUUUAGUGUUGAUCGGAUGCAACAAGUUGGCUGAGAAAGUCAAGUUUGAUGAUCCUUUAGAGGCUGCUCAACUGCACGGUGGAUGUGGUGCUUGGGGCGUGCUUUUCACAGGUUUGUUUGCUACUAAGAAGUAUGUCAGGGAAGUUUACCCCAGCAGCAGGCCGGUCAAGUAUGGGCUGUUCAUGGGAGGUGGAGGGAGGCUCUUCGCUGCUCAGAUUAUCCAGAUUUUGGUUAUCGUUGGGUGGGUGAGUGCUACAAUGGGGACUUUGUUUUAUCUUCUCCAUAAGUUUGGCCUCUUGAGGAUCUCAGCUGAUGAUGAAAUGGCUGGUAUGGACUUGACAAGGCAUGGAGGACUUGCGUACAUAUACCAUGAUGAAGAUGAAUCACAUAAGCAAGGGAUUCAGAUGAGGAAAAUUGAAAGUCAUCCAACUCCUCCUGCAGUCUAAAAAAUAUAUUGUUCUUUUUCAACUUCAAUUUCUUAAUUUUUCCUUUGGGUUAUCCUAGGAGGACUUGAUACCUCUCCUCGCCUUCCUUCCCUUCAGAAAAAAAAAAAAAAAAAAGAUGGCUCCUUUGUUUAAAAAUAUCUUUCUGGAUUUUGUGUAAGAUAAUCUUAUGGGUAGGUGGCUGGUUCUUGUUGAAGAUAAUGGGAGGCCUUGACCAAAAAAAGUCUCUUUUCUCUCUUCUUAAUUCAUGUAAUGUUGAAAAAUUGGGUACUCCAUAUUAUAAUAUGGCAAUGUAUUGAUUUUGGUUAUGGUGGUGUGUACAAGUCCAUUGGCAGAUAGUUGAAUCUA